AUGGGUUACUACGAUGAAGAAGGGAAUUAUCAUUCCUUCACAAGGGCUCCCGAAAACCAACUCACCCUAAAGAAGCCGCAGCUGCUUCCUCGUCCUACCGCUUCCAAGCGAGCAGGUCACCACGAUAAUGGGGAAGCCUCUAAAACAUCAGAACCUCAUGAUCUCCACGAUGACAAUGGAACUUAUGAUGACCUCAAGGAUGAUAAAAAUCGUGAGCCUCCCCUUCAGGAUAGGGACUCUGGGGUACCUGGUGGAAAUCAACCGUUUGUGACAAUUCCUUGUCAUUUCAUUCGAAUUGGCGACAUAUUACUUCUCAAUCAACGACCUUGCCAGGUUAUUCGAAUCUCUGUCAGUUCACAGACAGGUCAAUGCAGAUACCUGGGUGUUGAUUUAUUCAGCCGCCACCUUCGCGAAGAGACUUCCUUCGUAGCCAACCCCUCGCCAGAUGUGAUUGUUCAGAGCAUGCUGGGUCCAGUCUAUCGCUUCUAUCGCUUGCUGGAGAUGAACAUGCUUGACGGCACAGUCGUUGCUAUGACCGAAACCGGUGAUGUCAAACUAGGUAUUCCGGUACUACCCCAGAUGUCGCUUAUCGAACGCAUUGAACGUGAAUUCGCAAAUGGAAAAGGCACUAUUCGUGUCUUGGUUAUUUCCGAAGUGGGCAGCGGCCGUGAAUUGGUCGUUGAUUUCAAAAACAGCCGAGGUAUUAUGCCAGCUACCUCCCUUGCGAGUGAGCCUGAUGAAUACGAGCACAGAUCAGACGGCAUCGAAGUGGAAGUUUAUGCUUUUUCGAAGACUGGCGAACCGUCUGUGUUGCCUGUUACUGAAGAUGACAAAGAAGCUCAAGAACACACAUCACUCGAGUCUCCGAACCCUUUCCCGGGGUAUUUAACAGCUCAUAAUGUUGAUUGGAUGGAGUUCCAAGGGGAAACCGAAGUGACCCUCUGGACGGUUACGACACCAACAACGCACAGCAGCCCGAGGCUAUUUCGAUGGAUUCACAUGCAGCCCCCGGUAAUGCGGUUCAACGACUUUAAAGAGAAUGCAACACGUAUACCUGGCUUAUCCGAUAGUGAGAAGAAAUCACUCAAUAAGCUCCUCGAGAGAGUCGAGAGUGAAUGUGAUCGAAAGCCUAGCCCCAAUACGACCGGUCGGUUCAUGAAACCCGGCCAUCUGACUGAGACCUUUCCGCGCGAGAGUUUUGACCUCGAUAUACUCUCUUGGCUCUGUCUUCCAUAUUUUUGUCUUGAUGCACUGUGCAGUGAUUCGAAUGAAUUUUCAGAUUCGUAUCCUAUGCAACGAUUGCUGCAGGACCUAAUGCUAAAACCGGAACAGGAGAAGAAGCAAGUCAUGAGUCUCAUGAACCCGCCUGAAAAUGGCAAGUGCCUACAUGUUGCACAAUUGUGGGCCAUUGAGAUGAACAACUCUCUCCUCGUCACCUACGGAAAUCUGGAUUUAUCUAAGCUCGAUGGCAUAGACUUGAAAGAUCUACCUCCAAGCCAAACUAAUCAGCCCCCCAAGAUUCCCCCUCGCCGCAUCUUUGUAUCCUUUGAGAAGAGGGUUAUGUGGUCUCUGCCUUUAGAGGACUGCAUCACAUGGCCAAGCUUCCUCUCACACUUUACCGAAUUUGACACCACUCAGCUCGUUUUCACGUACGGAGGAGAACAUGUUGAGCCUAGUCAAUAUGCCGAGUUACUCAACGGGGAGCAUGACAUUAAGUUGGCGCUGAACAUCACUGAAGGAUCCGAUAUCUUUUCAGAGGUAAAUGGUGGAUUCGCCGUAUUUGAGUGGCUCACCGAUAAUGGUACAGCUCUACAUGAUGAUGGAGAUCAUGGAAAGGCCAUAAGGGUACAGGAACGCCUAACAGCAAUUGAUGAGUUCCUGAAAGAACAAAACGUUGACUCCCGCGCUUAUACUGACGCACCGUUGUUAAAUUCCGAGGCAGUACGGGAGCUUGUCAAAGAAAGCGAACUCGCUACGAGUACUGCACAGGCAGCAGAAUCGCUAUAUGGCUUUUUCGUUCCUCCCAAUGCCACGGGUCCUGUCCUGGGGAAAUACUGGGGUGCGGUGCACUCCCUCAUUCGAAAUUUGCAAUCUGACCCAACGGAGGACAUCAGUCCAGUCAAAGACUUUUGUGACCAGCUGAUUGACUUGGCAAGGCAGAUGAAUCCGAUCAAGCUUCGCUUUUCGCGCCCUGGUCUGAUCAAACCCCCUACUGACAAGUCAUCACACCCACUGGAGAUUGCUUGGAUACAUCUUCUCAUGUCCUUAAUCUCCGUGAAACGAAUGCCACAUCGGUCGCGUCAACACAUAAACACUUGUUCAGGUCUGCUUAUCUUAGGCAUUACAAGAGUAAAGGAUACUUUCUCGGGUCCACCACCACAGAAGCCGAAGGUAAUUUUACCUUUCGAUAUUGCAACUUUGAUUGGCUUUCGCCUCUUGGGUGAAUGUGAGCGGAAACAUUCUCCUGGUAGAGAGACCAAGGGGAUUUCCAAGAAGAAGUCUCCAGCUAUGGAUAUCAAAAUGAUUUGCAAAAGUUACUCUGAUUAUUUGGAUCGAUUGAAAAAACGUGUGCAAGUUGAUAAAUUGGACGUGUCCCACAAGGAGGAAAUCGAAUUCCUACAGACACAAAUCAAGCACAUACAAGACAGGCUAGCAGACAAAAAAGUGGUUUGGGACGCUCUAACUAUACCCACGGCGAACACAAAAAUGGAAGUGAAGCGGGAGUCUCGGCAAGGAACCCAUCUAGGAGAUGGUUCCGCCCAUUCAAUUUCCAAGCCAGGAACAGUUGAUGCAUUCAAUGAAACCAACGACGAACCCGAGAGCUACUCAAAUAGCCAACAUAUGUCCCAAAACAGUCUUACCAGUCUACGCAGUAUUUACUCCGAGAACUGCAGAAAUCUGAUUAAUGAAACGGCAGAAGAAUUCAGACAGCUUAUGGUCCAGGCCCGUACUCUUAAGGACAUGAACGACAAGAAGAUUCAAAAUGACAAAAGCCGCCAAGACUUCGCAAUCUAUGCCUUUACAAUCGUGACAAUCAUCUUUCUUCCAUUGAAUACAGUCUCGAGCAUUUUCGGUAUGAACACUACUGAUAUUCGCAAUAUUGAGAGCGGGCAAUGGAUCUACUGGGCAGUAGCCAUUCCAUUGACUGUCAUUGUUAUGGCCCUGACGCUAUUCUGGGCUGGGGAACUUGAGAUAUUUUACAAUCUUGUGAAAAGUUUCCCACGUCGCAGAAAUGUGAGCUAA
This is a messenger RNA of Penicillium verrucosum, 3243 nucleotides long. RefSeq names its product Nucleic acid-binding OB-fold. Gene Ontology annotation, biological process: transmembrane transport; metal ion transport; positive regulation of translational elongation. The record is from RefSeq and is a predicted model, not a curated record. The coding region runs from base 1 to 3243 and encodes 1080 amino acids. Gene Ontology annotation, molecular function: RNA binding; ribosome binding; metal ion transmembrane transporter activity. NCBI's taxonomy places the organism in Eukaryota, Fungi, Ascomycota, Eurotiomycetes, Eurotiales, Aspergillaceae. The transcript has 11 exons. Gene Ontology annotation, cellular component: membrane.